This is a messenger RNA of Saimiri boliviensis boliviensis (Bolivian squirrel monkey), 2207 nucleotides long. RefSeq names its product solute carrier family 30 member 10 (gene SLC30A10). NCBI's taxonomy places the organism in Eukaryota, Metazoa, Chordata, Mammalia, Primates, Cebidae. Gene Ontology annotation, molecular function: zinc ion transmembrane transporter activity. Gene Ontology annotation, cellular component: membrane. Gene Ontology annotation, biological process: intracellular zinc ion homeostasis; zinc ion transmembrane transport; detoxification of zinc ion. The record is from RefSeq and is a predicted model, not a curated record.
GCCGCCACUCCUUUAGACUCUGGACGUGCGGGGACUGGCUGGGCUCGGCCUCGCGUUAUAAAAAGCGGCGGGGCCGGGCGGGGGAGACAGCCCAGGAGGCGGGUACCCGGCCUCGUGGAUCCGCGCCGCGCCCCCACCUGUGGCUGCGCGCGGGGCGGGCUGUGCUUCCCGGGGCGGCGCCUGGUGCCAGCGGCCAGUGGCGAGAUGGGCCGCUACUCGGGCAAGACGUGCCGGCUGCUCUUCAUGCUGGUGCUCACCGUCGCCUUCUUCGUGGCGGAGCUGGUCUCCGGCUACCUGGGCAACUCCAUCGCGCUGCUCUCCGACUCCUUCAACAUGCUCUCCGACCUGAUCUCGCUGUGCGUGGGCCUGAGCGCCGGCUACAUCGCCCGGCGCCCCACCGGGGGCUUCCACGCCACCUACGGCUACGCCCGCGCCGAGGUGGUGGGCGCGCUGAGCAACGCCGUCUUCCUCACAGCGCUCUGCUUCACCAUCUUCGUGGAGGCCGUGCUGCGCCUGGCCCGGCCGGAGCGCAUCGAUGACCCCGAGCUGGUGCUCAUCGUCGGCGCCCUGGGGCUGUUGGUCAACCUGGUGGGGCUGCUCAUCUUCCAGGACUGCGCCUCCUGGUUCUCGUGCUGCAGGCGGGGCCGCGGUCGCUGCCUGCAGCAGCGUCAGCAGCUGGCGGAGGACUGCGCUCCCGGUGCUUUCGGGGGACCCCAGGGCCCGGAGGACCCGCGGCGCGCAUCGGCCCCAACAGCCCCCGGCUCUGACUCGGCCGUAACCCUUCGGGGGACCUCGGUGGAAAGAAAGCAGGAGAAGGGGGCGACCGUGUUCUCAAACGUAGCAGGUGAUUCCUUCAACACCCAGAAUGAGCCAGAAGAGAUGAUGAAAAAAGAGAAAAAGUCUGAAGCUCUGAAUAUCAGAGGUGUACUUUUGCAUGUGAUGGGAGAUGCCCUGGGGUCCGUGGUUGUGGUCAUCACGGCCAUCAUAUUCUAUGUGCUUCCCCUGAGGAGUGAGGACCCGUGUAACUGGCAGUGUUACAUUGACCCCAGCCUGACUGUCCUCAUGGUCAUCAUCAUUUUGUCAUCUGCCUUCCCACUCAUCAAGGAGACCGGUGCCAUUCUGCUGCAGAUGGUCCCCAAAGGAGUCAACAUGGAAGAGCUGAUGAGUAAACUCUCUGCUGUGCCUGGAAUUAGCAGUGUACAUGAAGUACACAUCUGGGAACUUGUAAGUGGAAAGAUUAUUGCCACCCUGCAUAUCAAGUAUCCUAAGGACAGGGGAUAUCAAGAUGCUAGCACUAAAAUUCGAGAAAUCUUCCACAGUGCGGGAAUCCACAAUGUCACCAUCCAGUUUGAAAAUGUGGACUUGAAGGAACCCCUGGAGCAGAAGGACGCACUGUGGCUGUGCAACUCACCCUGCAUCUCCAAGGGCUGUGCUAAGCAGCUGUGUUGUCCCCCCGGGGCACUGCCUCUGGCCCAUGUCAAUGGCUGUGCUGAGCACAAUGGUGGGCCCUCUCUAGACACAUAUGGAAGUGAUGGCCUCUGUAGAAGAGACACAAUGGAAGUGGCUAUUGAAGUGUCUUUGGACAGCUGUCUGAGUGACCACGGACAAACUCUUAACAAAACUCAGGAGGACCAAUGUCAUGUCAACAGCACGCACUUUUAAUCUGGUACCCAUAUAAUCAGACUGUAUAGACAAGGCACUUUGGAACCACCAGCGUGGCUCAUAAGAAGAGCUUUCCGGGUUGUAGGCUCAGACCAGACUUGCAGUGUGCAUGCUCUGUGUUCACUAGGGGUUGGCUGUUUGGGAUUUUAGUUAAACAUGUCUGUGAAUUUUAUGUAACUGGUAACCCCUUUCUAUUCCCCUGGGUGUCUCAUGCUGCUCUUGACUGUUUCAGCUUGAACAUGCGUUUUUCUAAAGCAAACUGCGCUGGUGUAUAUAUCAGGGAUAUUCAAGUCUGGGCCUGGGACUCAAUAACUGCAGAUACAGUGUUCAAAGAAGUUCUUGUUUCUAAACUGAUUAGAACUUCUAGCUGAUGCUCAGGUGAGAUCAUAGCUUAAAUACAUUGAAAAAACUAAAGUACCACAAUAGCUGUAUUUUCCCAUUCCCCUUAAUGAUCAUAAAAGAGGCAAGUUAGGUAUUUCUGGCACUAAAGAAAUAUCUUUUUCUUUGAUUCAUUUUCAAAUAAAUAUACAAUGAAUAACUCUUAA